CUCGUGCUUUUUCCACACGAACAUUCCCACGCGGGAGGAGUUUUUUUCCACACGUCGCUGUGCCACGAAGACAGCGCCGGGCGCGGCGCGGCGCGACGUUUCCGACGGCUUCGGCCCCGGACUGCUACGCGCACCCCCUCGCUCGCGGAGCGGUUACGGGAGGAUAUUAGUGGGAAAAGGCGCUCUCUGACGGUUUCCGAGGAGAGCGGCCCGGGGCCUGGUGUUUGCCUGUGCUCCGUCUGGGUGGGCGCCCCGGCCCCAGGAGUCGCGUUGGGGCCCCGGCCUACAGGUUUGCCCCCGAGGAAACUCGCGGCGCAGCGCGUCCUGCUUUGCCCGACCGUGCCCUCCUCAAUAAACCUAGCAGCUGCUCCACCAAGAAAAUGUGGAAAGCAUCCUCUGCAAUAUGUUUGGGGACUAGCGAUUUGUGACAAAGGCAUGAACAUCUCUGAGGAGUGCGUGGAGGUGUUAAGAGAACACCUGCGACAGACAAGAAUCCUGUCCAGCUCACAAGAUAAAAUUUUAGUUCCUGAUUCUGGACCAGCAGUGGCAAAACCUCAGGUGGCUGUGGCUCCUGUGGUAAUCUCAAAAUUGUCUGCGAACGCACCUGAGUUUUAUCCCUCAGGAUACAAUCCAAACUUUGCAGAGCCUCCCUUUGAAGAUGGAUGUGAUGGCUAUCUGCCUUUGACAGAGUAUGUACAAGAUUUCCUAAAUCACCUCACUGAGCAACCGGGUUGUUUUGAAACUGAAAUAGAGCAGUUUGCUGAAACAUUGAAUGGCUGGGUCACUACGGAUGAAGCUUUGCAAGAACUCAUGGAACUCAUCUAUCAGCAGGCCACGUCUGUCCCAAAUUUUUCCUACAUGGGAGCACGGUUGUGUAAUUAUUUAUCUCACCAUCUAACCAUUAAUCCACAAAGUGGAAACUUCCGACAGUUGUUACUUCAAAGGUGUCAAACAGAGUAUGAAAACAGAGAUCACGCUGCAAAAGGCGAUGAGAUUACUCGAAAACAAUUUCAUGCCUUUGUGCUUUUCUUAGCUGAACUUUACCUUAACCUAGAGAUUAAAGGAACAAAGGGACAGGUAACACGAGCAGAAGUUCUUCAAGAUGGCCUUGGGGAAUUACUAAAUGCUCUCUUCUCUAAUCCUGUGGACAACAACCUGAUAUGUGCAGUGAAACUGCUGAAGUUGACAGGUUCAGUUUUAGAAGAUGCUUGGAAAGAAAAAGGGAAGAAUGAAAUGGAUGAAAUGAUUCAGAGAAUUGAAAAUGUUGUGUUGGAUGCAAAUUGCAGCAGAGAUGUGAAACAGAUGCUUCUGAAACUAGUAGAGCUCCGAUCAAGUAACUGGGGUAGAGUUCAUGCAACUUCUCCAUAUAGAGAAGCUACCCCUGAAAAUGACCCAAACUAUUUUAUGAUCAAUGCAGGCGUGUUACUAAAGUCUGAAAAGAAGUUAUUUGGAAUUGCAUUAUGGAUUGCUUUUCUGUCAUCCAAGAAACACUAUUUCUGUCUUUUAACCUGUGAACCUGUGUAUUUCGAUGAUAUUGAUGAUGAGAUGGAUCCUGAAAUUGAAGAAGCAUAUGAAAAAUUCUGCCUAGAAUCAGAACAUAAGAGAAAACAGUGA
This is a messenger RNA of Tinamus guttatus (white-throated tinamou), 1614 nucleotides long. The record is from RefSeq and is a predicted model, not a curated record. NCBI's taxonomy places the organism in Eukaryota, Metazoa, Chordata, Aves, Tinamiformes, Tinamidae.